AUGGAUUGUAAGACUACUAACACCAAGGCUUUUUCUAAAAAGAGAACUGAAAAGAACGGUAUUUCUCGCAAGAUUGCUGAUAAAACAUCUAACAAUAACAAUGACUCCUUUGAUGGUGGCAAAUGUAAAUUUGAAAAGAGAAAGGAAGACACUAAGCAAAAUAAAAGAUUGGUUCAAAAGCUAUUAAAGGGAUCUGCAUAUGCAUGA
Molecule: messenger RNA, 207 nt
Organism: Tetrahymena thermophila SB210
Lineage: Eukaryota; Ciliophora; Oligohymenophorea; Hymenostomatida; Tetrahymenidae
Exons: 1
Coding region: 1-207 (68 amino acids)
Source: RefSeq, a predicted model, not a curated record